AUGUGCUUCUCAGCUGUUAGGGUCUACACAGAGAAGCAAGCGUAUGCCACUGGAGUAAACAUCAGCUUUGUGGCGGUGACGGCGGAACCAGACCCAUUGGAGUUUCACUGGCAGUUUGGGGACAGCGUAACAGUUGUCACUACAUCCAGACGCUUCAUCAAGAGCUAUGCCCUUCCAGACAGGUACAAUGUCUCAGUGAGUUUGUCCAAUGGACACUACUGUGCCAGCUCUGCAGUUUAUCGAGUGGUCAUCCAGCAUGUAGUGCAGCUCACCAGGCUGCGGUACAGUCCCACCGCGCUGCCGAAUACGGCCGUGCAGCUGAUCUGCAGGGGUAGGCCUGCCACUGACGUCACCUAUCUCUGGGACUUUGGAGAUGGGAUUCAAAGAUUUGGACAAGGCAUUGUGCAUCAUGUGUAUAAUAGAACUGGGGAGUUCGUAAUAAAAGUGACUGUAUCCAACCUGGUGAGCUCUGCCUCGUUACAAGGACAUCUGUUUGUAGUUUCUGAACCAUGCAAACCACCUCCAGUGAAAAACAUGGGCCCCAGUUUAAUACAGGUGUGGCGUUACCAGCCUGUGCAGCUCAGCGUGACCUAUGAGGCUCCGAUCCAGUGCAGAGUCUCCCGGGGUCUCCUCUACAGUUGGAGCCUGUGUGACCGAGGAGGCCAGCCACUCCACAUCCCUCUCACGGACACAAACAAACAGUACCUCCACCUGCCGGAGUACUUCCUUCAUUAUGGAACAUACAAAGUGCUAGCCAAGGUUCAGGUAGCAGGCAGCAUAGUUUACAGCAACUACUCUGUGCUGUUGGAGGUGAGGCCCAGUCCUCCCGUGAGCACCAUCACCGGUGCCACACAUCUAUUUUUGAGCCGCCACGACAGCAACGCCAUCAUCACAUUGGACGGACGAGGGUCACAUGACCCCGACUUUCCUGAUAAUGUUAUGAGUUACAGUUGGAAGUGCACGGCAGUAAACACAGCUGAGAGCUUGUGUUUCACAGAACCAGUUCCUACUUCCUUUGCAGUACUUGCGUUUCCUGUCAACGUCCUCAGGACUCGCUGCGACCUGUUCAAAUUCACACUCACCGUGCACAGCGGGUGGCGAUCGGCCUCGUCCGACAUGUUCAUCACAGUGAGAUCAAAACCAAGCAGAAUUAUUCAGAUGUCAUGCGAAGAGUGCCGAGGAAACUCAGUUAACUGGAACGAGCAGCUCGCUGUCACAGCUGCGUGUGAAAGCUGUCCAGGAAACAUCACCUAUUCCUGGCAGCUGUACCUAGUGAAAGCUUCACACCGUGCCCUUGCUGAGGUGCCUUUCUGCAGCAGCGUGGACAUACGCUCAGCCUCCGACACGGGCGGCACAGCAUUUAGUUCUCAGCAGUCAGGAGAGGCAGUGCCUAUGUCUGGUUCCUUUCUGAAUGAUUACCUUCACACGACCGCCGUUUCAGCUCUCUCGAACGAAGCUUCAAUCAGCAACGAUGACGUACCAGACGUUAAGGCCGUACCACAUGAUCCGUAUGAUUUAGAUGAAGCGAUCCGGCCCUCGGAUGUUCACCAGGGCGAUAACGUUGUGGGGCCCAACAGUCUUGGCCGAGGGGAGCCAGAAAAGACGCUGCUGGAUCUGCCCAGAGAGCUCAUCCAGCCACUGGUGUUUGAGUCCCUCACAUACACAGGGACAUCCUCUCCCGUUGUCACGUUUAAACCGUCCAUGCUGAAACCCAAAAGUCUUUACAUGCUGGAGGUCUCUGCAAGUAAGUCUGAACACCGUGGUAAGGCCCAGCUGUUCCUGCCCACGUGGGCCGCGCCGGAGGGUGUGGCCUGCCAGGUGCAGCCCAGCACCGGCCUGGAGAUGCACACCCACUUCAGUAUCUUCUGCAGCACAGGACAGCAGGAUCUCAUAUAUGAAUUCAGCUUUAGUGUGGGGAGCUCCCCAAGUACACGUCUCUAUAAGGGCAGAAACUACCAACACUACUUCAGCCUUCCAUCUGGGGACCCUGACAGUGAUUACACAGUCACCAUCUUCAUUAAAAUUGGGAACAGACUCGGAGCCCUGACUAGACCUUGCCCUGUGAGCAUAACGGUUCUACCCAGCUUCCAGAGGACCUCAUCGCCUCACUCCACUCCAGAAGAGGAACUGUUUGUGUAUGGCCUAGGUAACCUCACCAACCUUAUGCAAACAAGGAAUGACAGAGACAUUAUUAACUACAUCUCACUACUCACUGGGGUGUUGAACCGGUUGAGUCAGGACCCACAAUCCUCUGCAGAACUGCAGAAGCACACACGGGCUGCUCUCAUCUCAGCGGGUUGUCAUGUGACCAUCACCAGUCAGGAUUUGCUGCUUGAUGUCCUCCAUGCUAUUUCAGACCUUAUGAAAGUUUCUAAUCAAGUGACAUUUGGCAGUGCUAAACUGAUAAUGGAACGCACCCGGGAUAUCCAGGACAUAUACCUUCGUGAAUCCAGCUUGCCUUACAGAGUGCUGGAUGCGAAGGUGCUGAACGCGCUGGUACAUGUCCUCUCUUGUGUUCUGGACGUUCCCGCGCUUUCCUCCACGCUGGGGAUCCAACUGACCCGAGAUGCUCUCCACAUCACCUCAGAUGUGGUUCUGAUGUACAUGCAGUCUAGCAAAGACUCGGAAUACAGUGUGAACUCGACAUUUAUGAAGUUGAUGGCUUGGCACUGUAGCAGUUUUCCUACCCCAGUGAAAACCAUUAAUGGGACCACAUUUUACAUUCCUAAUACACUGGAGACAGACAUUAACCGUGGAAGCAGCGAUAACGAGCAAGCCCCCUGCUUCAUCACUCGGCUUGUGUCAUACAAGCAGAAUCCUUUUCACUGGCAGAGGGCCCCUAAACAGCUGGUUGGAGGUGUGGUGGAUAUAAAAGUCUUCAACUGCACCACCAGGAGGGAGGUUCAAAUGAAAGGCCUGUCUGCUCCGGUUGUCAUUGAGUUCCAGAAGCGUGAGAGGAGUAUCAAAAGGGGCGUGAGCUUUACUCUUAUGCAGCGUGAGGUGAACACGCACCAGUUCGACAUCACACCUGAGCUCCUCCACAAGGCUCUUCAGGUCACUGUGGAGUUCAGAAGGCCAUCCAGUCGCAUCUUCCCUGUCCUGAUGCUCUUCAGAAUCCAUAAGAGACCAACACCAACUUUGUACAAUAUACAGGAAGUCUAUCGCUGGAAAGGGCAGGCAGCUCAGAUCUUUCUGCCCCCUUUAUCUCUGAAAGAUGCAGGGACUGGCUAUUUGAUGAUCCUUAAUGCAGACUUCAAUAAAAGCUCCAGGAACAGAUAUAUUUCAAAGGCUGUGAACUACACACUAAGCAUCCAGGCUAUUGAGUGUUUGGCGUGGGAUGGACUCAGGGAAUGGAGACCCAAUGACUGUUCUGUGCUUCCUGGGCUCACCUGGACUAAAAUCAACUGCAGUGUCUCGGCCUGCCUGACGCCGUGCGUCAUGGCAGCAGUGUGCACAGCGCUCUACGCCGUGAUGUUGGUCUUCGGCAAGGACGCAGAUGGCCGUAUGGAGCAGAAUUCAAGCCCUUUACUUCUGCCAGACAACAAGCCUUCUGACCACUUCCUCUACGCCAUCACCACUGACACAGGGCUCAGGUCUGCAGCCAGCAUGACUGCAAAGGUUUAUAUUGUUCUGUAUGGUGAGAAUGGACUCUCUCAGACCAGGGAGCUCAGUAGUCCCGACCACAAACUCUUCACCCGCAAUUCCAGAAACACGUUCAUUCUGAGCGCCCCCCAGAGUCUGGGCCGGGUAUGGCAGGUGCACCUGUGGCAUGAUAAUGGCGGUGCCUCUCCCAGCUGGUUCCUGAGCCACGUGGUAGUGAAAGACAUGGUGGAGGGCCGCAGCUGGCUGUUCCCAGGUCAGUGCUGGCUGGCUGUAGACGAAGGAGAUGGGAGGGUGGAGAGAAGGCUGCAGGAACAGGAGCUCCCGUUUAGAGAGGCGCUGACCUGGAAUCUCACAGAGUGCCUCGAAGACUUCCACCCAUGGCUGUCUGCUUACAGCCGGCCAUCCUACAGCACUCACACACAUGUUCAGCGCUUGAGUGUGUGUUUUUUGCUUCUGCAGGCUUACAUGUGUGCUAACGCCGUGCUGGUGCAUUUUCACGAAGAGCAGUAUUCCUCAGAGCUGGGUUUGAUUGACGUGUCACCAGUCUCCAUGACAACGGGGCUGUGCGGUCUGGCUCUGCUGCCUCUAGGGAGUCUGGUGUCUUGCCUUUUCCGCAUCAGUAAGAUCCUCACCAUGCUUCUGUGCGAUGGCCUGCAAAGUGUCCCAGACUGGAUGACACCUGGAUUUGUGUCCUGUACUCAGCAAGCAGACAGCUCUACGCUGCACAGAUCAGCUGAGUCCAGCUCUGCUAUUGAAGUUAUUGAAGAAAAUGUUCCUAAUGGCAGUGACAAAUUACAGGGCAGAAGAUUCACAUGCAGUUCCUUUGAUUUCCAGUCAGGCCUAGCAGUGAACGCUUUCUCAAGUACCCAUGAUUCCUCCAGAAAGUGUAGCACUCUGCUGGUGUGGUGUUACUCUGUGGCAUGGGCUCUUUGGCUGUUUUUGUCUCUCACUUGUAUUGUCGUCACUGGAACUCUGGGACUGAAGUUCAGCUCAACAAAGAGUCUCCUGUGGAUCCAGUCCGUGUUCUUUUCUCUCUUCUUUUGUGUCUUUGCUGUGCACCCAGCAAUGGGUUAUUUUAUCCAAUGCUCAACUGCCAGUGAGUCUACAGUAGAGCAGCUGAAACAUCACAGGCCAAGUGAAGCCUGUUUUUGUUUUAUCUCAUGCCAACAGCCUGAAGUGAUCAAUAAACAUUUUGAAAAGGUGCUGGCAGCCCGUCAGAGAGCCAGACACCUCCGGCUUGUGCACCCACCUACUUCAGCAGAGCUUAAAAGUGUGAGACACCAGUUUAAACGGAGGACACUCCUUCGCAAAACAAUAAGAUCAGAAGCAUUCGGGGUGCUUAAGGAGCUUUGGGCCACAGGCUGGACGGGCAGACACUCACACGCCGUGGCGAUCCAGUUUACGUUGUACAGUCCUCUGUACGGCCUGUUCAGCACGGUCACCGUGCUGGGAGAGCGGACACACCCCGGAAGACUUGUGUCCUCCAGUUUCAUACAUGCCGCCCGGCUCGGCCACGCAGCCACGCCGCUUUCCUACUGGCUCGUGGCUACUGAGCUUCUCUUCCUCUUCCUCACUCUGCUCCACGCAAGCUUUCUGACGUGCGUCAUCGCUCAGAGGGGAUGGCCUUACUGGACCGAUAUUCAAAACUUGCUAGAGGUGGUAAUACUCCUCGUCAGUCUUAUAUCCUUCAUCUGUACAGUACACCACUUCACACUGAAAGAAGACAUGAUUGAAAACCUGCAGAGGGACAAUUAUAAGACAUUUGUUGACUUAAGCCUUCUUUCCUUUUGGGAACAGUUUACUCGGGUGAUCUGUGGCGUUCUUCUGUUCCUCCUUCUGAUAAAGUUCUGCUUGCUUCUACGCAUACAUGAAUCAGUGGAUUCUGCUGCAUCUGCUAUGACCUUUAUCUUCCCCAACAUGCUUUGGUCUUUGAUAGCUGGUGUGAUUCUCCUUAUCGCUUUCUCCUGUCUGGGGAACCUGCUGUUCCAUUCACAGCCAUCUGUCUUCAGCACCCUCUCAAGAUCUGUUUAUUUCAGUAUCGCACACUCCUGCGGUGUGGGAAAGCUCAGGGACCUGGAGCAGCCCCAUCACAGAAGUCAAAGUCUCAUCCUGGAGGAGUUUGAGGAUCUCCUCGAUGAACUCUUGCUCCGUCUGAGCAGUGUUUCCGACAACCAGGAGCCUCAGAAUCUCCCUUACACUGAACGUCACUGCAGCCCAGAGGUGGCCAUAUUUUCAGCUGCUGACCUCAAUAAAACAGUGCCUAUGAUGAAGAAGAAUGACCCCUGUGUGACUGGUGUCUCUUCAUGUCCACCUGAAGACUGCAUUGUAAGGUAG
Molecule: messenger RNA, 5937 nt
Organism: Electrophorus electricus (electric eel)
Lineage: Eukaryota; Metazoa; Chordata; Actinopteri; Gymnotiformes; Gymnotidae
Source: RefSeq, a predicted model, not a curated record